Molecule: messenger RNA, 1969 nt
Organism: Zootoca vivipara (common lizard)
Lineage: Eukaryota; Metazoa; Chordata; Lepidosauria; Squamata; Lacertidae
Gene: FAM78B
Product: family with sequence similarity 78 member B
Source: RefSeq, a predicted model, not a curated record
AUGGGCUGCCUGCAGAGCGUGGCGUGCAAGGCGCGCGUGCGGCGGGAGCACAUCGUGGUGUCGGACGUGUCGGCGUGCAUCGAGCCGGGCGCCACGGCCCUGGAGGAGACGUCGCCCAUCGUGCUGCGCUACCGAACGCCCUACUUCCGCGCCGCCGCGCGCGUCCUCAUGCCGCCCAUCCCGCGGCGCCACACCUGGGUGGUGGGCUGGAUCCAGGCCUGCAACCACAUGGAGUUCUACAACACCUACAGUGACCUGGGCAUGUCAAGCUGGGAACUCCCAGACUUGAGAGAAGGGCGUGUAAAAGCCAUCAGUGACUCGGAUGGCGUGAGCUACCCCUGGUAUGGGAACACCACAGAAACAGUGACCUUGAUUGGCCCCACCAAUAAGGUCUCCAGGUUCUCCGUCAGUAUGAAUGACAAUUUCUACCCCAGCGUGACAUGGGCUGUUCCUGUGAGUGACAGCAAUGUGCCACUACUAACCAGGAUCAAACGGGACCAAAGCUUUACGACGUGGCUCGUAGCCAUGAAUAUGACCACCAAGGAAAAGAUUAUUUUGCAGACUAUAAAGUGGAGGAUGCGAGUGAACAUUGAAGUUGAUCCCAUGCAGCUCUUGGGCAAGCGAGCCCGGCUAGUGGGGAGGACUCAGCAGGAGCAGCCCAAAAUUUUGAGCAGAAUGGAACCCAUCCCACCAAAUGCACUAGUGAAACCCAAUGCCAAUGAUGCCCAGGUCCUUAUGUGGAGACCCAAAAGAGGACCGCCUUUGGUAGUGAUACCACCCAAAUAAAAGAUACACUUGAUGGUAUCAAUGAGGGCUUUUGCCACCACUGGCAUGGAUAACUGAGCCAAAGAAGACCUCCGUGUUCACCUGCCUUUUGCAAUACAAGUGCAAAUAGGGCGUCUUCAAGACAGCGUGAGAUCACAAUGGCCAGUGCUGGGCCACAGCAGAGUAGCUGGAUUUACGGACUUUGGAAGAAGAUUUAGGUUGUUUCACACUUCACGUGUGUUCUCAUGUGGAAAGAGGCUGAAACACAGAGAUCCAGAGUUUGAUUUCCAGUGCCUGUGGCCAAUGCUGCUUUCCAGCCAACUAGAUGUAGUCCUGGAGGCUGUUCUUACCAGACAUUCUGUGCAAUGCCUGUUCUUUGGGUUAAGGCAGGAAGGGAUGGCAUAUCCCCACAACAUGAUACCUAUGCAUUUUUGAUUGAUAAUCAAUAUUAUCACCUGCUCGUUAGAAGGAAGAAAAUGUUUACAAAGGGGGAGAACAAGAAUGCCGUCUGUUAAGCUUCACUCUUGUAGAAAGUGCAGCUUUAGCCUGAGGAAACUGUCCAUGGUGCUGAACUAAAACACAUUUUGAACUACCAAUAAUAUCACCCACUCUCCCUUUUUCUGGGGCUAAUUGAUUCGGCCUCAUCGGGUUCAGACCUUUUGCAUGUUUCUCAGUGUGUUUCACGUAGUUGUAAGUGUAGGAGUUCUGCCAUAGUUUUCUAUGCUGUGGGUGAAAUGCAAGGCAAAUCAACUGGCUAUACCUUCAAAACAAAACAAAACAAAACAAAAAACCACUUAUCAUCCCCAACUCUGCUUUUUAUCAAAGCACAGUUAAUCUGUAUUUCAAAAGUUUGUCUGUGCACAGUAUGUUUCUCCAGCUCAGUGGGAAAGGGUUAUAUCUGGCAUGCUGGAAGAAGACCCAGAAAAGCCCAGGCACAAUAUUGCUCAGUGCUUGGGGUGUGUGUGUGUUGUUGGCAUGCUGUUUCUGCCCUAGGAAGAUUCAGACUGCCAUUGAACAAGGAAAAUGGGUAAUGUUGGAAACGCUGCUUCUUUCCAUAUCCUCCCAAUCAGCGACAGUUUUGCUCAUGGUGGAGAAAAGACUGGGAGAAAGAACCCCACCUGGAGCAAAAGCAUUCUCUUGUUAAUGGACAGUCAGAGCUGCACAGAAGCUCACAAGGUUAGAUGCCACUGACUUACUGACUGGC